UUAGGUGUUCCUGAAUCAGGAAAUGAGGAAGUGGAGAGUUUUCCUCCAUGUCAGAGCAGACGGAGCUCCAACUUUCUUCUUCUUCACUGUGAAGGCUGGAAGAAGGUGUGUGGGAGCUGAUCCUCAAUCCAGCAGCAUGGAUCAGUGGGAGGGAGCCCUUCCCUCUACAAAAAGGAGAGAUGGUAACCAUGACAACCAGAGCAAAGCUCAGAGUCUUCACAGGAACCAAUCUGGACCUGGAUCUGGAUCUGGAUCUGGAUCCAACUCGGGGUCCAAAAAGAGUGGGGACUCAGAGGAUUAUUUAACUACAUUCAGAAACAGCCGUUCAAGAGUGGAACAGAUAUCACAGAAAUUUCGAUCUGGAUCUGGAUCUGGAUCCAGCUGUGUGUCCUUCAAGAGUGACGUGUCAAAGGCUGGUAAUCCUGGCUUUAAGGACAUCAGUUCAGCAGUAGAACAGAACCAACCUGGUUCUGGUUCUGGAUCUGGAUCCAGCUGUUUGUCCUUCAAGAGUGACAGGUCAAAGGAAAAAAAUCCUGAAUUCAAGGACAUCAGUUCAGCAGUAGAUCAAGGUCAACAGGUCACACAGAGAGUCCAGUCUGCAGCAUCCAGCUGUGGAUCCAUGAAGAGUGACCGGUCCAAAGGGUUUCCUCCAGCCUUCAGAACUGAACCAGGACCUUCAGACUCACAGUAA
Oryzias melastigma (Indian medaka) is the source of this 691-nucleotide messenger RNA. Its product is annotated as hornerin-like. The coding region runs from base 23 to 691 and encodes 222 amino acids. The record is from RefSeq and is a predicted model, not a curated record. Lineage: Eukaryota; Metazoa; Chordata; Actinopteri; Beloniformes; Adrianichthyidae. The transcript is spliced from 6 exons.